Messenger RNA from Corylus avellana, 623 nucleotides. Its product is annotated as Signal recognition particle, SRP9/SRP14 subunit. Gene Ontology annotation, biological process: negative regulation of translational elongation; SRP-dependent cotranslational protein targeting to membrane. Lineage: Eukaryota; Viridiplantae; Streptophyta; Magnoliopsida; Fagales; Betulaceae. Gene Ontology annotation, molecular function: 7S RNA binding. Gene Ontology annotation, cellular component: signal recognition particle, endoplasmic reticulum targeting. The record is from RefSeq and is a predicted model, not a curated record.
CCCAAAACAAAAUUACGUGUUUGUAGGUUCUCUGAACAUUCGUUGGAUUUCUCAAUCUCUUCUCUUUGCGGCGCAAUGGUUUACAUAACAUCGUGGGAUGAGUUCGUAGAGCGAUCAGUGCAGUUGUUCCGUGCCGAUCCCGAUUCUACACGGUAUGUGAUGAAGUACCGGCACUGCGAUGGCAAACUGGUUCUCAAGGUCACUGAUAACCGAGAGUGUCUCAAGUUUAAGACAGACCAGGCACAGGAGGCUAAGAAGAUGGAGAAGCUUAACAACAUAUUCUUCACUUUAAUGGCUCGGGGUCCUGAUGCAGAAACAUCAGAAGUUACUGGGAAGGAACAGAUGGAUGCACAGCCAACCAAGAAAGGAAGAGGAAGGAAACAAUAACUUUGUUUGCUACUAGACAAAUAGGCUUCGGACAAAUUUUAGUAGGCAUCAUUGGUGACUCGAAAGAUGAUUUGCAAACUGUUAUGCCCCAAAAUUCCAUUAAAAUCAUUUAGGUUAAAUCAAAUUUUCAAGGGGGAUGUUGCCUCAUUAAGGUUAAAUCAAAUCAUUUUUGUUUCAUUUAUACGGAUCAUUGUUACUUUUCACUGGCUUCCUUUAUGUGGAUUCUUGUGCAUUCA